Coregonus sp. 'balchen' is the source of this 4072-nucleotide messenger RNA. NCBI's taxonomy places the organism in Eukaryota, Metazoa, Chordata, Actinopteri, Salmoniformes, Salmonidae. The record is from the annotation of a GenBank genome assembly.
GGGGUGGAGAGGGGGCAGGGUGAGUGAUGUGUACGAAGUGAGGAAGAUUAAGGGGUGUUCCAUGCUUCCCGUGGUGGCACCCGUUCUGACCACCACCACUCUACCAGUCCACCUGUAUGUGUCGUUCUGUGCCCUUGCUGUUGCCACCCUGUGGAGCUGCCACGCUGGGAGUGGGCUUCUGCCACCUGCUGCCCGCCCCCCGACCCCACCCUGACCCCUGGGUGGAGAGCCAGUAGAGCUGGGGAACAGGCGGAAGGAGGGACAAAGGCCUUCUCACAGGUAACAAAGCUUGUUAUUUUCUUUUCAGGUAGGAUAGGUAGACUUAUAUCAUUUUUUUUCUUUAGACAAGUGAGAGGCACACAAGUCUUAUGGAUGCACAAUCUUCUCCCAUUGUCCUAUUCAAUCUUAGGACGGAUACAGGUCACACCCUCCAAGUGGCCCAAUGACUUAACCCUCCCUAACACACCUUCCCAUUCCUUCCCACCCCACCCCCACUACUCCCACCUGCAGGGGAAUCCAUUGGGCAGGGACACAGGGGAUGUCACGGACCAGGGCACUGCUGCAUAUGGUGAGUGAAAUGGUACCUUGGAAGCAGUGGAGUCUGCUGAGGGGAGACGGCGCAUAAUAAUGGGUGAAACAGAGCAAAUGGAAUGACAUCAAACGCAUAGAAACCAUGUGUUUGAUGUAUUUGCUAUCAUUCCACCAAUUCCGCUCCAGCUAUUACCACGAGCCCGUCCUCCCCAAUUAAAGUGCCACCAACCGCCUGUGCUUGGCAGUUAGUCUAGGGUAGACACAUUCUGCGAGCUCCAGGUUUAAACUGGGAGACAUGCCAGGCAGUUGUUGUUGUUGUUACUCUGUUUCUUCACAGUGUUGGGUUUCUGGUUCCUCUGAAUACUGACAGGCCUCAUGGGUAAGUGAUACUGGCAGGCUUACUUCCCUACAUGCCCUAGGGCUUUAAAGGCUACCAACUGUUUUGUGUCUGUUUUAACUGUCUCUUUUCUCUCUGUGUACCCAUGGAUGCAGGCUCACCACUGGAGGGUGCUAUAGACCUACAAGAGGAAGAGAUGGAACAGUCUGUCUCAGGUCAGUGAGUCCAAUACAAGACUCUGUAUUGAUAUACUGUGUAGAACAGUCGAGGCUGCUGAAGGGAGGAUGGCUCAUAAUAAUGGAUGGAAUGGAGUAUUAUGGAAAUCAGGUUUCACCUUCUCUUUUGUCUUCAUCUCUCCUUUCCCAGGUCUGACGUUCACCCUGGACCCCUCUGCUGCUGCUCUAUCCCUCCAUCUCUCUCCCUGUGACCUUCCACGGACCAAGCCCUCCGCCACUACCCUCUUGUCACCGUAGCAACAGGGUCAGGGGGUCAGUAUCCCAGGAGUCUGCCCCCAAGUCCCUCCCUCAGGUGUGUAGUCCUGUGUAGCUCAAUUGGUAGAGCAUGGCGUUUGCAACACCAGGGUUGUGGGUUCAAUUCCCACGGGGGGCCAGUAUGAAAAUGUAUGCACUCACUGUAAGUCGCUCUGGAUAAGAGCGUCUGCUAAAAUGACUACAUUAUUUUAUUUUAUUUUUUUAUGUGUGUGGGGACGUGGUCAUCGUCAGUGGUCAGUUCUACUGGGAGGUGGAUGUCUGCAACAGCACCCUCUACCGGAUAGGUGAGGAUAUGCACCCUACUCCACCUGGCCAUGAGUUACUACCAAGUACAAAUCACAGCUUUGAUAAUAAUACUCUUAGCCUCUGGCAUGCUGAUAUAUUCCUACUGACAGACAUAAAUAUGAAUUUCCAUGGGCUACAUGUCUUACACAUAAUCAUGUGGCGGUUGUAGCCUACAAAUACAUACAGGCAGUCUUGUGCAAAUGCUCCCGCACACACUUAAUAUUGUCCCUAGUGCAUACAGGACACAGGCUGUCUGUCCUACAUAAAGUUCAUUCACAUCCUUUAACUCGGCUCUGUGGUGCCACCCAGUGGUGAACACGAUGUCAGCAGGGAUUUCCCAGCGCUGAACCACUAAAAAUUUAAUUGUUUCUUUAACAAUUUCAUUUUGGCUUUCAAGGCAUAUUGACAUCUGCUCUCUGUAAACAACAGAAAGCUCUAAUAAUUUGGCCCAGCAACAAACCAUAAACAAUCUGUUGAUUUGCAUCAAAUAUGACAGAAAUGUGCAGCUUCAUCAUUAACUGUAGAGAGUCAGCCAAAUACGUAUUAGUGGUUGUUGACCAUGAUGACUGGCACUGUCGACCGAGCUGUACUUAGGGAAUAGGGAUACUUAGCAAAGCAAUAUGGGAUGGGAACAGCAUUGAUAUUUCACAUAUUAUUGCUCACUCGUGCCAAUCCCACAUGAAAAAAUAUUACAGUUUACUAUAGAAUACUACAGUACUUACUAUAGAAUUCUGUAGUAUACCUUGAUCAUGUGUAGUACUUACUAUAGAAUGGUGUAGUAUAGUGUAGAAUACUAUAAUAAAUACUACAGUAUACUACAGACCACAAACAUUACAGUAAAUACUACAGUAAUCUUUGCAAAAACACUGCAGUCUGCAAAAACACUACAGUAAAUACUAAAGUAAUGUCUGCAAAAACAUUACAGUCUGCAAAAACACCACAGUAAUUACUAUAGUAUAUACUACAGUAUUUAAUUUGCAUAUACCCUGCCCAUUCCCCUCCCCCAUAUCCCAAUUUGUGCCAUCCAUAAGUGAGAAACAAGUAUAGCCCAUAUAUUGUGUCCCCUACAUAGAAAAGAGCAGAAGGGGUCUUCCUGGGGCUUACAUAUAACUACUUUUUUGUUUUUUAAGUACAGUGGCGGCCAUGCACUGCCACUGCUAAAUGCAUAUAGGGGAAACACUGUGGGUGCCAGUCUUCCUGCUCCAAUCAACAUGUUUUAGUCAGGCCAAACGAGGCAACAACUAUGUAGUUUUGUUGAGUGCAGAAAAAGUCAGGCAUAAAGACUACCCUGUUUCAUGAUGACAUUGCAACGUUUAUUGGCACGAUAUUUGAAGACAUAAUUUCCCAUGAUGUCUGAAUUGUGACACAGAAAGCAACCACCUUUCCUAUUUUCCAUACAGGAGUGAGCUCAUUGGACGAUGCUCGCGGCUGAAGGCUGGAAAGGUGGGCUUGUCCUUCUCCACUGUGUACGAUAGCCGUCGGGAGCCCUUACGUGCCGUGCCCCCCCAGAUCAAGACCCUAGGGCUGUUCCUCAACAUGGGUGGAGGGGCGCUGAGCUUCCACAACCCUCUGACCAAGGAGCACCUGGCCACCCUGCCCACUCGCUUCAGCAAUGCUGGGGUGCGUCCUGCUCUGGGGCUGGGCCAGGGCAGGCUGAGGCUCCGCUGUGGCCUACCCCCUCUGCCCCACGUCUUCCUCAGCCAAGCGUCCGCCUAUAGAGGGCCUUCUGGAGCUGGUUGGGGUCGCUGGCAUAGAUACGUGCCCUUCCAGUCUGUCGGUCAUCCAGAAAUUUGAGGAGCUGGCGGUGCCAGGUUCUGACUCAGGGCUGGUGUCCAGUUUUGGGUCAUCCUGAUCCACUCUGGCCUCUCUCACCGAACCAGGCCCAGGCUUCAGAUUCAGCCUCAGCCCAGGAGCAGCUUGCCAUCCUGGGCAAGAGGGGAAGGAGGCUGGGGCAGAGUGACAUGUGGAAGACAGAGUAUAGUACCUUGUACAAUGAUGGGCCUCUACCCUGCUGGUGAUAGGAGCAAACUACUACCACGUCACGCUGUCACAUAGUCACAUUGCAAAUAGGUUGUUAUAAGGUUGGUCAUGAGACUGUGUGACAAAUUUGUGAUAAACUUGUGAGAUGGAAGGGCCAUUCUUCUGCUAUAUGAUGGGAGAAAACUGAAUAACGCACACACAAACCCUUUGGGAUGAGUUUGAUGUUUGGAUGACCAUUUCCAUGGCUAAUUUCCCAUCUCUGAGGAACUCUCUGUGACUUUCUCAUCAGUGUGACUGUGACCCAGUAAUUGACUUUCUCCCCAGGACACUGGGCUUCCUCUCAGCUACAGAACCCCUGGAGGUUUGGGGCUGGGCCAGCGCUGUCUGUGGGGGGGUUAUGAGGAGGAGGAUGUCUCACUGGGAGUCCCACACUCUGGUGUGGGGGUUG